CGUCUCCAAUUUAGCAAUUUACCGUUUACCAAGCAUUUACAACCACUUACGCGGUAUUAUUAGCAUUUAGUUCAAUUUCUACAAGGGAGCUGUGUAAAAAAGGAACAAGGGAAGUCUGUGCACUAGUUGGAGCUGAAGGUAUUGGUAAGGCAGACAUUGCGCAAGCCGCCAUCUUUAGGUACCCAUGCCCAGUUCAAGGUGAUAAUUUCAAUCAAAGGCAUAAGGAGUUUCCAGGCUGCAAACUGGCUGCAUCCUGAUCCAAGUUAUGAGACAAUUCCUCAUCUACUAGGCAACAUGAGGAUGGACCUUUGACGCACUAAGUACGGGCGAUGGCGCUGGAGGCGGAGCUGUCGGCGGUGCUGCGCGCGCUGACGGCCGCCGCUAGCCAGUCGGCCGCCGAACUGAAGCCGGCCGAGGCGCAGCUCCGCCAGUGGGAGACGCAGCCGGGCUUCUACACGGUGCUGCUGCGACUGGCCGCCGACCAGAGCGUACCCGUCAACGUCCGGUGGAUGGCCGUGCUCUACUUCAAGAACGGCGUGGACCUCUACUGGCGGAAAACAGCGCGGAACUGCAUCCCGGAGACGGAGCGGCCCGAGAUACGGACCAGGCUGCUCAACUGUCUGAAUGAGCCGGUCAAUCAGGUGGCGACUCAGGUUGCGGUGCUGAUCGCUCGCGUGGCGCGGUUCGACUGCCCGCGCGAGUGGCCCGAGCUGCUGCCCAGUCUGGUGACGGCGGCGCGCGCCGACGAGCCGCUGCCCUCUCACCGCGCGCUGCUCACCCUCCAUCACGUGGUGAAGACGCUCGCCUCCAAGCGUCUGACGGCCGACCGGCGCGUGUUCCAAGAGCUGACGUCGGCGCUGCUGCCGCCGCUGCUGGCCGCCUGGCAGCAGCUGCACGCUGCGGCGCUGGCGGCGCCGGCGGACGCGCGCCUGCACCUGGAGCGCGCCCGGCUGGCGCUGAAGACGCUCCGCCGGCUGACGGUGCACGGCUGCCGGCGGCCGCACGAGUCGGCCGACGCCCAGACGCUGCUCACGGCGCUGUUUGAGCGGUGUAGGCAGGCGCUGGAGCUGCGCCGAGCGCUGGCAGACGCCGGACAGUCGCCGACGCUGGCCGAAAAGUACGCCGUGCUGCACACCAAGGUGCUGGCCGACACCCUCGAGACGCACCCGAUCUCGUUCGUGCCGCUGAUCCAGCCGACGCUGGAGUUUUGCGCCGUGCACGUGUUCACUGAGCGCGGCGCCGGACUGCUCUUUGAGAGGUUCACCGUCGGCUGCCUGAACCUGAUUAAAGCCAUCCUCCUCUGUCACGAGUACCGGCCGCCCAAGGAUGACGGCACGCCGCGCGAACCCGAGACGCUGGAGGCGCACCGCAUCAAGAUGGCGUUUUUCGGCAGCCAGCCUCUGGAGCAGAUGUGCCGCCACCUGGUGACCGAGUUUUUCCCGCUGACUUCGGACGACCUGGCCGCCUGGGACGCCGACCCGGAGGGCUUUGUCGGCGAGGAGGGCGGCGAGGCGUGGCGCUUCUCGCUGCGGCCGUGCACGCAGUGUCUGUUCGUGGCGCUGUUCCGCCAGUUCCAGGCGCAGCUGGCGCCCGUGUUGCUCGACAUGCUGCGCCGCACGCUGGCCACGCCGCCGUCGCCGGAGCUGGCGCAGGCGCUGGCGCGCGAGGCCGUCUACAGCGCGGUGGGAAUGGCCGCCUGGGAUCUGUACGACGAGGUGGACUUUGACGGCUGGCUGCAGUCGGGUCUGCUGCAGGAGCUGACCAUCCGCGAGCCCAACUACCGCGUGGUGCGGCGCCGCGUCAUCUGGCUCAUCGGCCGCUGGGUGGGCGUCAAACUGUCGGCCAGCCUCCGGCCGCAGGUCUACAGUGCGGUGACGGAGCUGCUGCAGCACGAGGAAGACCUGGUGGUGCGCCUGGCCGCCGCGCAGACCCUCAAGGACGCCGUGGACGACUUCGAGUUCUGUCCGGAGACGUUUAUGCCGUUCCUACCGGUCUGUUUUGGACAGCUGUUCCGGCUGCUUCAGGAGGCGCACGAGUGCGACACCAAAAUGCAGGUACUAAACGUGCUCUCGUUUGUGAUCGACCGACUGGACUCGGGGAUCCGGCCGUACUGUGACGAGCUCAUCUCGUACCUGCCCUCGCUGUGGAACGACUCGGCGGCUCACAACAUGCUGCGCGUGGUCAUCCUCUCGACGCUGAUCCAUCUGGUGCAGGGUCUGGGUCCGGACAGUGUCCGUCUGUACGGCCUGCUGACGCCGGUGAUCGCUCUCAGUACCGACCUCACCUCGGACGCGCACGUCUACCUGAUGGAGGACGGGCUAGCGCUGUGGCAGGCCGCUGUCGAGAACGCUCCGCAGAUGCACCCCGACUUUAUAGAGCUGUACGGUCAGCUGCUGCCGCUGUUCGAGCUCGGCACGGAGACCCUGCAGACGGCGUUCGGUAUCAGUCAGGCGUACCUGCUGCUGUCGCCGGAGCCGUUCCUGGCGCGGCACGGCGCCGCGCUGGCCGCUGCCUGCCGCUCGCUGCUGCCAGAGAUGAAGCCGGAGGGGGAGGUGAUGGUGCUGAGACUGGUGGAGAGCGCACUGCGCGCCGCACCGGAGACCGCGGUCCGCCUGUUCUCGCCGCUGCUGCCGUUCACCGUGGAGGCGGUGCACGCCGGCCAGGCGUUCCCCAUGGUCAUGUCGAUGCACCUCAGCCUGCUGGCGCGCCUGCUGCUCGUGGCGCCGACCGUGCUCUCCCAGCUGCUGGCUGCAGAGGCCGCCGAGCGGUCAUGUACGGAGGCGGACGUCUUCAACAGACUGCUGGAGGUGUGGCUGGACAAGAUGGCGCUGGUAACGCCCGUGGAGCGGCGGAAGCUGCUGGCGCUGGCGCUGUGCUCGCUGCUGCCGGCCGGCUCUGCGCCCGUCACCCAGCACUUCAACCCGCUGCUGCUGAACGUGGUGGAGACGCUGCACGACGUGGCGCGGCCCGACGACGGCGCCGACUCACUGGUGGUCAGCGGGCCUGAGCAGCUGGCUGACGACGCCGAGCCAGAGUACGAGACGGCGCACGACGCGCGGCGGCGCGCGCUGACGGCGACAGAUCCCGUCCACCGACAGUCGCUGAAGGAGGUGCUGCAGGCGCGGCUGUCCGAGCUCCUCGCCUCAGUCGGGGAGCGCCGCUACCAGGAGCUGGUAGCAGAGGUAGAUGUGGAGACGGCUCAGCAGCUGAGACAGUACGUGUCGCUGUGAUCGGACGGUGGCGCCGCGGGGGUACCGGGCCGGCCGGCAGUGAUCGGCGUGUGACGCGCACGGCCGACUUCUCAGUUAAGGGGCGGGGCAUCGCCAGGGGGGAGAUUUUGUUACGGAAAUGAAUGUGGAAUGCAAUAUAAUCUAACGCACUAUGUGA
Molecule: messenger RNA, 3387 nt
Organism: Amphibalanus amphitrite
Lineage: Eukaryota; Metazoa; Arthropoda; Thecostraca; Balanomorpha; Balanidae
Product: importin-11-like
Exons: 11
Coding region: 330-3230 (966 amino acids)
Biological process (GO): protein import into nucleus
Cellular component (GO): cytosol; nuclear envelope
Molecular function (GO): small GTPase binding
Source: RefSeq, a predicted model, not a curated record